AUGGAGGCAAAACCUCAUUUGCACAUCAUCGGCACGGAGAGCGCGUCAGUAGCGCAAGAGAUCCCGGGGCAGAAGGAGACAGGCCGGGAAGAGCUCCAGGCACCCAACAUCAGGGUGACAGUAUCGAAACCGGAUUCGGAGCCGGGGCCGAAGGCUGGGGCCAGGACACCCCCUGUCGCAGCCGCCGUCUGCAAAGGAGCCCUGUCGGAUGCCUUGUGGAGCCCGGCGCGGUCGGACCCGGCUGCCGUCGUCGCCAGACUGUAG
Molecule: messenger RNA, 264 nt
Organism: Colletotrichum spaethianum
Lineage: Eukaryota; Fungi; Ascomycota; Sordariomycetes; Glomerellales; Glomerellaceae
Exons: 1
Coding region: 1-264 (87 amino acids)
Source: RefSeq, a predicted model, not a curated record